Molecule: messenger RNA, 1757 nt
Organism: Labeo rohita (rohu)
Lineage: Eukaryota; Metazoa; Chordata; Actinopteri; Cypriniformes; Cyprinidae
Product: adhesive plaque matrix protein-like
Exons: 2
Coding region: 22-732 (236 amino acids)
Source: RefSeq, a predicted model, not a curated record
GCUCCAGGGCCUGCUCACGCCAUGCCUGCCGCUCCAGGGCCUGCUCACGCCACGCCUGCCACUCCAGGGUCUGCACCCGUCAUGGCCGCCCACCCACAACCAGUCCAUAAGAUGGCCGCCAUCCCAGAGUCAGUUCACAAGAUGGCUGCCGUCCCUGAGCCAGUCCACAAGAUGGCCGCCAUCUCAGAGCCAGUCCACAAGAUGGCCGCCAUCCCCAAACCUGUUCACAAGAUGGGCGCCAUUCCAGAGCCAGUCCACAAGAUGGCCGCCUUCCCCAAGCCAGUUCACAAGAUGGCCGCCAUCCCAGAGCCACUCUAUAAGAUGGUUGUUGUCUCCAAAUCACGCCACAUGAUGACCCACGUUCUGGACUCACCCCUAAUGGCUGUAUGGACAGCUAAGAAGGCGCUCCCUCCUGUUGCGGCAGCUACCCCUUCCCCCAUCUUCCGAGUCAGGUCAAGUUGCAGCUGUGUCUCCUGUGUCAAGUCAAGCUACAGCUGCUGCUCCAAAGUCCAAGGCUUCCAAGUCAAGUCCAGCUUCAGGGUCAAGUCCAGCUUCAGAGUCCAGCCAAGCUACAGAGCCCGGUCAAGCUACAGAGCCCGGUCAAGCUACAGAGCCCGGUCAAGCUACAGAGCCCGGUCAAGCUACAGAGCCCGGUCAAGCUACAGAGCCCGGUCAAGCAACAGAGUCAAGUCAAGCAACAGAGUCAAGCAAGGACACAGCUGUUCCCCAUGAAUCAAGCCAAGACACAGCUGUUCCCCACGAGUCAAACCAAGUCACAGCUGUUCCCCACGAAUCAAGUCACGUUACAGAUGUCGUUCCUGAGCCAAGCCAUGUCGUUCCUGAGCCAAGCCAUGUCGUUCCUGAGCCAAGCCAUGUCGUUCCUGAGCCAAGCCAUGUUGUUCCUGAGUCAAGCCAAGUUGCAGCAGAUCUUCACGAGUCAAGUCUAAUUGCUGCUGUCUUCCCUGAGCCAAGUCAAGUUGCGGCUGUCGUCCAGGAGCCAAGCCAAGCCGCAGUUGAUCUUCAUGAACCAAAUCAAGCCACGGCAGGCCUCCCCGAGUCAAGUCCGGCCACGGCAGGCCUCCCUGAGUCAAGGCAGGAAACUGUUGUCCUACCAAAACCUCACCAGGUCCCCUCUCUGCCCGCCAGGUCGCAAUCAAGAAGACCCAUAUGAAACUCUCUGCCUGUCAUGCCACGGCCAAGAAAAUCAUGCAUGAACACACCGCUCUGUUAUGCAUGUCAUUAGUCCCACUGUGGAUAUCUCUGCUCCUGUUUGCUCUGCCUGUUCUGCCUGCCCUGCAAUGGCUCCCUGUUAUGCCUGCUCUGCCUGCCUCGCCAUGGCUUCCUGUUAUGCCUGCUCUGCCUGCCUCGCCAUGGCUCCCUGUUAUGCCUGCUCCGCCUGCCCCACCAUGGUCCCCUACUCUGCCAUUGCUCCACGGCCCAGGCCCUCCAGUACUACACGGUCUGCUACUGCUCCACGGCCCAGGCCCUCCAGUACUUCACGGUCUGCUACUGCUCCACGGCCCAGGUCCUCCAAGGUUCCACUGUCUGCCACAGCUCCACAGUCCAGGUCCUCCAGUGCUUCACUGUCUGUCCCUGCUCCACGAUCCAGGUCCUCCAGUGCUUCACUGUCUGUCCCUGCUCCACGAUCCAGACCCACCUGCUCUACAUAGACCUGGCCCUCCGUCCCACCCCCUGUUUUGCCUCUGUUCCCCCACCCACCUGGACUGUUCUUUUGAGCGCCAGGAGUCGCUCCUGGG